Molecule: messenger RNA, 2347 nt
Organism: Hyaena hyaena (striped hyena)
Lineage: Eukaryota; Metazoa; Chordata; Mammalia; Carnivora; Hyaenidae
Gene: SNX11
Product: sorting nexin 11
Exons: 8
Coding region: 81-1091 (336 amino acids)
Biological process (GO): intracellular protein transport
Molecular function (GO): phosphatidylinositol binding
Source: RefSeq, a predicted model, not a curated record
GCGCGCCGCCUCCCGCGUGGGAAUCUCCAGCGGGCGCUCGGGCCUGCAGGGGCGGGGCGUCCUGGGCACCCGGGAUUGGCAUGCCCGGAGCCUUCUCCCGUCGUGCACCGGGGCGCCGGCCACUCACCCGGAAGGAGAAGCCGAGACUCAGGCUCUAUGGUGCGGCGUCGGCGGUGUCGCUGCGGGGAGUGGGUGCUGCUCUCAGGAGCCAGCCUGGACCAUUUGUUGGCAGUACAUAUUGGCUGAAGUCAGUUUUCAUUUCAAGAUGUUUUCUUCCAAUGGGCGUUUGGUGUAGGAUGUUGGAAAACCAGGAGCAGGAGGAGGUGAUCACCGUGCGUGUUCAGGACCCCCGCGUGCAGAAUGAGGGCUCCUGGAAUUCUUAUGUGGAUUAUAAGAUAUUUCUCCAUACCAACAGCAAGGCCUUUACUGCCAAGACGUCCUGUGUGCGUCGCCGCUACCGUGAGUUCGUAUGGUUGAGAAAGCAGCUACAGAGAAAUGCCGGUUUAGUCCCUGUACCUGAACUUCCUGGGAAGUCAACCUUCUUUGGCAGCUCAGAUGAGUUCAUCGAGAAGCGCCGGCAAGGUCUGCAGCACUUCCUGGAAAAGGUCCUGCAGAGUGUGGUUCUCCUGUCGGACAGCCAGCUACACCUCUUCCUGCAAAGCCAGCUCUCGGUGCCCGAGAUCGAAGCCUGUGUCCAGGGCCGAAGCCCCAUGACCGUUUCUGACGCCAUUCUUCACUACGCUAUGUCAAACUGUGGCUGGGUCCAGGAGGAGAGGCGGGGUUCUUCUCACUUGGCUAAAGGAGACCAGCCAAAGAGUUGCUGCUUUCUUCCAAGAUCGGGCAGGAGGAGCCCUCCCUCACCACCUCCCAGGGAAGAAAAGGACCAUUUCGAGGUGUGGGCUCCCGUUGUUGACUCUGAAGCUCCUUCCUUGGAAAGCGCCCCUCUGCCGCCCUCCCCCUCGCCAUCAUGCUGUGAUUUUACAAGACCUGAAGAGGGAACGUCUGCUUCUCAGCCAGUGAGGAGGGCUGUGGCGGGGGACCGUGCUGUGCCUUUGGACCCUGGGCAGUUAGAAACGGUUUUGGAAAAAUGAGCUCUGGCCUGAGUCCUGGGUUCUGCUCCAAGGCUGCAGGGGGACUGGCCGGGCUGGGAUCGGGCACAGGGUAGGUGUGGGGCCAUUGGGCCACUCAGUGUCUUACGGUUGCCUCUGCUCAGGUUGGUUGCACAGAGGUGGGUCGCAGCAGCUCCUCGAGCUUCCACCACGGGAGUAAGCACCGCACAGCUGUCAGGAAGGCCGGCGGUGUUUGCUUCUGCCGGAGACACACGGCAUAUAUUUACUCCCUUGGGAGCUGAGUUUCUGUAGAUGUUUGUGAAUGGGCCCAGGAGCAUUGCCUCAGGUGACUGGUUUUGGGGACCUGCAAGUGGCAGAUGUUAAGCUGUCCUAUUGAACACUGACCCAACAGAAAUGCUUGCGUAGUUGUAUUCCCAGGGGCUGUGAUUUUGCGGCGGCCCUUCGGAGCACUGUUUCUGGGAGGCUGGCCUCUUGCCUGCCUUCUCUCCGGGGACCGGGUGGCGAAUGUCGAUCCUCCCACCUUCCCCUUGCUCGCCUGCCUUCCUAACACCGCGGAACGGAGCGGUGCUGUGAUUCCUGUCGCCGGGGGUUCCCGCAUACCCCGAGACCUCAGUCUCCCCGUGUGGGACCCGAGACUCGUGAAAUAGCUCACGGCCAUCCGCCGAAGAGAAGUGGUCAGGCACAGCCGGAGGAAGGGCAGCGGCUUGGGGGGUUUUGUUUUAGAAAAGGCUGUCCUGGGUCCUGAGCUGUCGCUGUCCCCUCUGGUUAUAAAGCAGAGCUGUGACUAUCUUUCCUGCAGGGUUGGCGCUGGCUCCUUGCUUUUUUGAAUCCUUCUCUUCUCCCUUAGUAACAGCCCCCUGCCCCUGGGGCUUCAGCUUCCACAGAGCCCCUCCCUGUGUGGCAGGGAGGCCGUCUGUUCAGUCCAAUGGGGCGCAAGGGCUUUGUUUGUGCCUGGAGAGAGGGCUCUGGGGAGGGAGAUGAGGAACGACUCGCCUUCAGACAAUGAGGCAUUCAGCCCUCCUGCUGCCAUAAUUCCUCUCCGCAGAGAGCCAGCGCGGGUAGGGCAGGAGAUGAGAGCCGCUGGCAGUGUGCGGUGCUCGGCGCUUAGGUGUUUAGGUGUGGGUGUGUGGCUCUCCUCUCACCCACCCCUUCCUCCUCCGGCCGCCCCACCCCUGUCUGCGGGCUCCUUUACUACCAGCCUGGGCUGUGGGACUGUCAAGGCAUUUAGUUCAGAGUUGAGGGGCUUUGGCCUGAAAUAAAAUUCCAAGUAUUUAAGA